ACGUCGAUAUGUCGCAAAACAGCGUGUAGCUGUGUAUGCCGGUAUUAUUUUGUAGGACGUCUCAGAACGCUUAUUUAAAUGCGAGUCUUUGUGUGUGCUUCUCGUCAAAAAUAAGAAAAAGAAGCUUAUAAUAUAUUUUGUAUAAUUUUGUAUGUUAUAACCUAUCGAGAAGAUCGCUGUUACGUGACGUAGCUUAAAUUUGAUAAAAUCCUACAUCUUCAAUUUAGUAAAAGCUAUAAUUUAAAGCUACUUAUUUCCUCGAAAGUAUAAACUGUCGCGAAAGAUAUUUACAGCUCUAGGAAUGCAUUCUCUAAGGAAACUGUCCGCGUCAUUUAGUCGUACCCUGAGAAAUAACGUACGACGAAACCUAACCUCCCAACCUGCUGCGAAUGUGAAUGUUGACAAAGAAAAAACGAUAUUGGUGAAACAGAUGGGUAAGGUGACUACAAUCGGUAUUAACCGUCCCGAAAAGAGGAAUUGCCUGGACGUGGCGACUGCACGUCUACUGUCAGAAACGUUGGACGAAUUCGAAAAUAACGAAGAGUCAUUAGUGGGAGUGUUGUACGGAGUGGGUGGCAAUUUCUGCGCUGGUUACGAUCUCAAAGAGAUCGCGGAGUACAACGGCGAGAACGAGGAAAGCAUACCACAUUUUGGACCACUGGCAAAUAGAACUGAAUUGUCCAAGAAACCGUUGGUCGCAGCUUUGAAUGGAUACGCAGUCGGGGUGGGAUUCGAGCUCGCUCUAAUGUGCGACUUGAGAGUCAUCGAGGAUACAGCGAUGGUGGGCUUCGUGAAUCGACGUUUCGGCAUUCCGAUUUCGUUUGGGGGCACCGUCCGUUUGCCCGCCAUGAUUGGAUAUUCCAGAGCUAUGGAUCUGAUACUGACCGGAAGAUUAGCUACUGCGCAGGAAGCGUUUGAUUGGGGAAUUGCGCACAGAUACACAUCUUGCGGUGCAGCUUUGGGCACAACAAUGAACUUGGCGAAUUCUCUUGUAAAAUUCCCGCAGAAAUGUUUGUUGGCGGAUCGCGCCUCGGCAUAUUUUGCCACGUAUUCGCCGAAGCAAAUGGAAGAGGCGUUACAAUUCGAGAAGGAUAACUCUUCGCAUUUGAUAUUUGAGGAAGGUGUUCCAGGUGCCAAGAAAUUCGUCGAUCAUGGAAUUGGCAAGCACGGGAAGUUUUAUGAUAUUAAACCGAGAGAUACAAGCAUUCGAGAACUAGAUGAAAAUUUAUUAUAAGAACUUGCGUAUAUAUAUAUGUGUGUGUGUGUAUAUAUGUGUACAUAAUGUUUUUUUAGUAUAGUUUGUUUUCAAAUAAGUAUAAUAAACUUCUCAAUUUUCGUAAUACAUCUUCGUCAAUACAACAAAUAGAUUAUAUAAAAAAACAUUUAAUACAUGAUAUCCAUAUUUAUUCUUUUUACAUAAAUUAAAAUACUAUCAAAUGCUAAAUUUAAAAUACUAUCCAAUACUUUACGAUACUUUUACAAUACUUUUCAUUACUAUUGUACGUUAUUAUGCUUCUUGAGCGCAGAUUUAACGGAAGAUUUUCGCGCCGGUCUUUGGAUUUUCGAUAGAAUGUCGCAAUAUUUUUUGGCUGCCUUUCCGGUUAGAAGCGGCGUAAGGUUCAUUAUCUGCCCGUUUUCAUCCCCUGAAAAAUAUCUUUGGUAAGUCUAGCAAUAAAUAGUUAUAAUAUUAUUAUUUACGUUCGAAGGUAACGAUAAAGUAUGUCAAAUCUGAUUGAAGAAUGUCUGUUCCACGUGUACAAGGUUCAUAAAAAGACACAUUCUUCUGUUGGCAAUUUAUUUCGUCGCACAAAUCAAACUCGCCUGGAAUAAAUUGUUUUCUACAAGAGAUAUUGAUUUUUGCGAUAUUUUUAAUAAUUACAAUUCUAUGUCGCUUAUCAAUUUUAAAAUCGAAAUUGUACGAUCGAAAUCGUAUAUCAGCAAAGUUAAUAUAAUCAAUAUAUUGAAAGA
Molecule: messenger RNA, 1968 nt
Organism: Wasmannia auropunctata (little fire ant)
Lineage: Eukaryota; Metazoa; Arthropoda; Insecta; Hymenoptera; Formicidae
Product: probable enoyl-CoA hydratase, mitochondrial
Exons: 4
Coding region: 302-1234 (310 amino acids)
Source: RefSeq, a predicted model, not a curated record